AUGCUUUCCUCGCAGUUUAUUGCAAAGUUGUGCACUUUGCCGUAUCCUAUUGUUAAAAUUAUACUACAAUACUACACUGUUGGGACAGUGUAUUCCAAAACCAACAGAGAGUUUAAGCGAUCGUUGUACAAGAAUGUCUUGAUCGCUAUGGAAGCUCAUAUGGCAAUGAAUCUUCAAAAAAACGAUAUGAAGGCUGUUUGUUACGAGCCGAUUGGUCAUUUAUUGAAACGGUUCAAGAAAAACCCCAUGUCGAAACAAUUGAAUGCAUUUGGUGAGCAAUUUGAUGAAUGCAGCUAUUGGAUCCACAAAUGUGAUAUACCGAUUGAAAAGACAAACGUGGUGGUUUAUUUUCAUGGAGGUGGGUACCUCUUGAAUAUGAUUGAUUCUCAACUUACAUUUAGCGCUGCUUUGCAUUUUGCAUUGGAUGAUAAAACAGCAGCAAGGACUUCCAUAAUGAUUGUUGAUUAUUCAUUGACAAUGUUUGAUCAUAUAUAUCCUACUCAGUUGUACGAAUGUUUACGUACUUACAACAACUUGGUUCAACUGGGGUAUAACAACAUUAUUUUGAUGGGAGAUUCAGCCGGUGCUCAUAUGUCAUUGUCAUUAGCUAGGGCCAUUGCGUAUCCAGAAGAAAUCAAACAACAAUUCGAAUAUUUUAGUGAGUUCAAGUUGAAAUUCAACGUAUCCAACUUACCUCAACCUAAAGCUUUGAUAUUGGAUGCUCCUUGGGUCCAGCCGUGUACUCCACCACUUCCAUCACGACACCAUGUCGACACCACUGGUGACGUUAUUGGCUAUGAUAUAAACUUGGGUAACUAUUUCGUUGAAGAUUUAGAUCAAAAGUUUAUCAACAAUUUCCUCAAAUUUACAAACACAAAUUGGGAAGACCAUUGGGCAAAAGUUGAAGCAAUAAACAAUGGAAACACCAUCAUGAUUGUUGGUGAACGUGAAGUAUUGCGUGAUGGUAUGGAAGAUUUCUACAACAUUGCCAAUAAAAAAGGAAGCAUUGAGUAUUAUAUUGAGCCUGGUGGAAUUCAUGCUGGCAUGGUUUACGUUGAGAGUUUGGAUUACAUGAGUAAGAAAGGAGCUAAACGCGCUUUGAAAGGUGAUUUUAAGGACAAGUUUGGUAUAAAUUUAGUAGCGCAGUUUCUCAAUAAGCGUGAUUUUGUAUAG
Messenger RNA from Lodderomyces parapsilosis, 1173 nucleotides. RefSeq lists its product as uncharacterized. NCBI's taxonomy places the organism in Eukaryota, Fungi, Ascomycota, Pichiomycetes, Serinales, Debaryomycetaceae. The record is from RefSeq and is a predicted model, not a curated record. The coding region runs from base 1 to 1173 and encodes 390 amino acids. The transcript has a single exon.